Pomacea canaliculata is the source of this 6984-nucleotide messenger RNA. RefSeq names its product probable G-protein coupled receptor CG31760. Gene Ontology annotation, biological process: G protein-coupled receptor signaling pathway. Gene Ontology annotation, cellular component: membrane. Gene Ontology annotation, molecular function: G protein-coupled receptor activity. Lineage: Eukaryota; Metazoa; Mollusca; Gastropoda; Architaenioglossa; Ampullariidae. The transcript is spliced from 14 exons. The coding region runs from base 1669 to 4320 and encodes 883 amino acids. The record is from RefSeq and is a predicted model, not a curated record.
GACCUUUCCCAUGACUAAUGGAAAGCUUUGUUCGCUGCACACCGUGGGACGCGGCAAGUCUUUGUUUUUGCUUUUUUGUUUUUGUGUUUGCCAAUUCCCGGGCGUCAGAUCUUUGGCGAUUGACCAGUGAUGCCAGUCGCUCCUGUUCCUUUUUUCCUGGACCUGUCGUGCGACUUAAUGCGGUGACACGAGCGGCUCGGUUUGCGGACUGUCGCUCCGCAUGUGGCACGCACAGGUCUUUGGUCUCGGAGCGGGUUAAAGACGAGGUCUUCGGCGGCCAGAAGCGGGACGAGAGUUUGGCGUGAGCAGCAGGUGGUGAUGCUCGUUACAAGACCAAAGGAACUCAAAUACCGUGGUUCUCAUUCAGUGACAGACCAAAAGAAAGCCAUCUAAAUUCUUCUAAUCGUCCUGAUGCUGCUCUGUAAAUUCUAGAAAGUUUUAAUGCUCGAAGUGAACACUUAAGGAUGUAAUGAAAGCAUAGUGAUAUGUUUCUGACCAGCCUUACCCGCCCACCUCCCGAGCCGGUUUACAGACUGUGGAGUCCCUGCUGACAGCCAGUCUCGACACCAAAUAAGUGAAUCACGGAGUUUACAAAGUAUCGAAAGUUAGAAAAAAGGCUUGCUUUGCGUAAUACAUCUGCAACCUUAAAAGCUUCCCCAAUUUGCAAAAAUUUCGUUCGUUGAUAAACUCAAAGUGUUUGACGGUGCAGCGUGGUACAGCAGCGCGGCACGGUGCGACGCAGCCAGGCACAUCACAGAGCCCGCCGUUCCCUGUCGUCCAGUGGCAUUUUUUUCUUGGAAGACAGUGCCUGCUGCACAGACGACAAUUGCGACGGCAGAUAGACUUUUAGGUCUCGGCUGGCUACGUGCACUUGCUGCGCUUUUAGUCUCUUGUAGUUGUCGUCUGCUGUCACUGCUGCUGUUGCCGGCUGCCGCGCCGGCGUGUCAGUGCUGGACCCGACCUGAGCCGGCCACCACCACCACCGCUGCCCGCGUGCUGCUGAGCCCUUUCACUCGCCCGCAGGAGACUGACAGGCAGCAAAAGCGCGUGUGAGAGAGCGAGCGAGAGAGAAAGCCAAGACGGCAUGAGAGUAGGUGAACAACGCUGGUUGGUAAGAAACAAGACGGACGAACCGAAACGUUCGCUGAGGACUCCUUCGAAUUUUGUGACUGUGUUGCCCCCACAAAGAAAGAAGCAAACAAACAACUUCUCCGCUUUCAUGAUUACUUUCUUUGUGAAUUUAUAUACCUACGUCUUGAGAAUUUAGCCUGCGACUCUCAGGUAUGAGGAAAAAAAUAAGGGCGAGAACAGGUUUUCCCGGCGCAUUGAUUCUGGUGUCCUUUUAGCUUCCGACGCAAGUAACAGGACUCGCCCACAAGUCUGCUGCAGACAGGACAAAGAAGAUUGGGUAGUCUCAGACGUGUCUUAACUUGACACGUCUAAUCUUCUUGACUUCAUAACAUUCGUGUCUUUGCCCCGUCACAGUUUCUUCUUCUUUUUUGUUCUUCACCUCCUUUACUUUCACCUCUUUCUUUGAUUUCCUUUUGCACUGGUGGCCGCUAUUAGUAAUCCCACCAACUGACCCUUAAAACUUCACGGAAUGGAUUCGAGGACAGGACGUGGCUGUUUGGCAAUGGCACUUUCUUAGGCAUACAGUGAGCUCGAACGAUGAUGUUCUGCGGCUUGUCACCCAUUGCCAUAGCGCGUAGGAGACAUUGCCGACAAGGCGUGAGGACCAUGAAGUGGCCGUGGUCAGGGCGUUGGUGCUUCGGAAGAGUUUUAUCAACCACGUGGAUCUUAUCCUCCUGCAUUCUUGUCUUCGCUCCAAAAGUUCUUGCUCUUCCGCCUGCGGAGCGGGAUGGGUACGGAAGCGGCAACUUCACGAUCUUCUCGUACCACGUUCCAGAGUCAGAGGACGACACCUUCGAGGACGACUACGACAGAGAGCCCGGCAGCAACGACUUUAUCAACAGCGGCCACAACCACAUCAGCAACAGCAACGGCAAGUUGAACGAGACGGUGCCGUGGAUGGACGGAGUCACGGAGUCGCCCAUUGGUCCCAAGGAUCACGUGGGCGACGAGCUGGAACACGUCCUGGUAGAAGGAGACGGGGAAGGAGACUACGAGUACGACAACAUGGAGCUGGACGUGGUACAACAGUUCUUGGAACAGGUGGAGAUCUACGAGAAGAACCAGGCCAACUGCACGGCUGGCACGCAGCACAACCUGGGCAAAGGUGUUAUCAAGCAAUACGGUCUGAACCGGUUUAAGUCCCAGGCACUGGUGGCGGUAAACCGAGCAAACUUUCUGACGAGGAUCUGGAAGGACGCGGGGCCCGAAAUUCUCACCUCCGAGUCUUUCUUCUACACACAGGUGCGCAACUUGGUGGAGGGUGAUCCAGAAAUCUUCGCAGGUGGGAACUGCUACGACAAGCUGCAGUUCAAAGACUACUAUCUGUUUUGUCCCUUUGCUUACCGCACCGCUCACGGCUACAUCAAUGUGAAGGAUCUGUCCGUGGAGUAUGACUACCUGGGAAAACUAGGCAACGAUUCGGAGUGGUUUUACACGGCCCGAGAGCGUGCCAGUAACCUGAACAACUUCACUUUCACAUACGGUACAACUCAGUGGCGGUACAAUCAGUCGCUGCAUCGGGAGGUGGACAAUGACAGUGUCAUCACGGUCGCCUAUGAACAUGGUCACUGGAGUCUGCCGUACUUUGACUGUGGGGGUGGAAACAUCUGGAUGAUGACAUACACUGUUCCUUUCUUCGCUUACGUCAACAACACGCCACGUUUCAAGGGUACGAGCGGAAUAGAUAUAGAUCUGCAAAAGGUGGACAUUGACCAGUGCCCACUUCCUGAAGGCUCAAAAGAAGAGAAUGUUUUUGCUGGAUCACACAAAUGCAAGCCAAGGACAACAAGGUGUGAAGUCAUAUCUGGGCUUGGCUUUCGACGAGGCUCCUACAAAUGCGUAUGCAAAGAUGGCUUCUACUUUCCGCUUCCAUCGGAAGACAAGCGUUACUACGAAGGUACUUUGGUGGAAGAGGAGUACGAGAAGAAAAGAAAGCAUCUGGAUAACAAUUACGACAUGGCUUUCGAGUGCAUGCCGUGCGCUCCGGGAUGCGACACAUGCACUGACCCCAGCCCGUGCGUUCUGACCUUAAACUGGCUUCAGCGCAGCAUCCUCCUGGGCGUGUCAGGACUCAUCAUGUGCUUCAUCCUCGUUCUCCUCUGGUUUACAAUCCAGUACCGAGAGGUCAAGGUCAUGAAGGCGUCCAGUCCCGUUCUGAUGCGCGUUGUUCUGCUCGGAGCCUUCUUUCUCUACUGCCCUCUCAUCGUGGGAUACUUUGAAGCCAGUGUGCUGACGUGCUGCGUGCAGUUCUGGAUCAGAGAGAUUGGGUUUUCUAUCUCCUAUGGGGCUCUUCUGCUGAAAACAUGGAGAAUUUCAGUGGUGUUCCGAGUGCGGUCUGCGCAACGAAUAAAGAUUUCAGAUGGUGAUCUUAUCAAACGUCUGCUGGUCAUUGUCUUCGUCUUCUCAGUCUACCUCACCGCCAGGACGGUGGCUGGGACACCCCGUGUGGUUCAAGGCAAAGAUGUUAGCGGCUUGAAAGCUUACAUAUGUUCUUCCGACUGGUGGGACCAUUCAGCAGCUAUAGCGGAACUGCUCUUCCUGCUGUGGGGAGUGCGGCUAUGCAUCGUGGUGCGCAAAGCGCCAUCAGAGUUCAACGAAAGCCGCUUCAUCAGCUGGGCUAUCUACAACGAGUUUCUUCUCUCUCUCUUCCUUAAUGUGUCCAUGAUAUUUUUGCGGGAUCCGUUUCCAACCAACCCGGAUCUGCUGUACCUCGUGCUGUUUGUGCACACACAGCUGACAACCACUGUUACCCUUGCUUUUCUCUUCGGCACAAAGGCAUACCUGGUUUACAAGUACCGGGGAAAGGAGCACACCAAGGGUGGCGGUGGCGGCACGACCAUGCUGAGCCGCGGCUCCAAGUACACAAUGGGCAACAAACCGCAGUCGACUGUCUCCAACGCCAUCUCCACAAACGGCAGCUACGGCGAGAAAGGCGAGGAGGAGGAGUGUGAGAGCUUCCUAGAGAAAGACAUUCAGGAGGAGUUCCGGCGGCUAUACACACAGCUGGAGUUGCUGAAGCAGCGCAACAUGAAGCUGGGCAACCGACAUCUGCAGUACAAGCUGUCCGCCAUGACGGAGGCCGCUAACAAGGAAGACCUGCCCCCAGACUCCACCCCUACUUCCCCCAACCUCAACGGCAAGCGCAUUGUGAUAAACCUGGACGAUUACAACGAGUCCACCAACGUAUAGCACCAACGACUUUACACACAACGACGGCAAAAAUCAAAAUAGUUCGUGUUGGCUGCAGCAGGAAGGGCUAAUCCUGGCAUCAACUGGGUUAAUCCUUGUCGCGCGAACUCUUGGAGCAACUGAAGUAGUCGCUGCAGCCAGGACGGAAACCGCAUUUGUGGAUGAUGUGGUGUGGUGGUUUUCAUUAUCACACUCUAACGAGACUAGAAUCUACUCUUACACCUGAUAGUCCGACUGAAAUUUCCUGCACUGCGUGGUAGUCAUGAGCUGGGUUUGGGUCAGUAACUCUGACAUCAAUAUUGAUGAGAAUCAUUUUCAAGUUCCAGAGGGUUCAAUGUCGAAAUGAAGACCAAGUUUCUUUUUUCCAGUUGGUGCGAUGUUAAUGAUACGAUCUUGCUAAAUCCGUAAAAUAACGGUCUUUGGUGGCAACAGUUUUAACCGGUAGUUAACGGCACGUAAUCACGACGUUACACGCGAGACACGUUGUGCAGAAUCACUCAAGCGAGGCUCCAUCUUCGCAGACCUCUUCUUCCGGUAUGCACGUGCAACACCCCUCUAUGAUCCAUCUGAAACGAAAUGUGCAUUCUAGGAUAGGUACAUCCUUUGUCUCGUCAAACGCCCCACAUUCAUAUAUAAACACACACUACACGCCAUCAAAGAUAUAGAAGUAAAUAAAAGACAAGCUUUUUAACAGUUCCAUAUAUACAUACACACUACACGCCUUCAAAGAUAUAGUAGUAAGUAAAAGACAAAUAAUAAGUUAACAGUUCCAAUCCACACGAAGAUUUCACGGCCCUGCUACGUUUUCAGCACGUAGACCCACCUGCACCAGAAUCGAACCAACCCUCAGGCACACGGCCCAUGUAAAGGACGAGUCCCUGAGCGGCUUCCGCGGUCUUCGAUGUAAGGAAACUGGCCGCCAACUUUUGAUGUGAUGGAAUGGGAUUAAUGCGUUCACGACGUCGGUGCCCUCCUGCCAGGUCAGUCUGUGUUGGGUGAUUAGCGAUGUGUCUGGCUACGGUAGCAGCGGGCAGGAGCGACCACGGGCAACGCGCCGUCUGCUUUGAAAUGAAGUGCCGGUUGUCACUGACAUCAGAGCCAGCAGUGAGCAAACGUUCCACUUGAUACGUCUGCCAGACCCGCUCUUCACCCACUGUAUGGGUGGUGCGGCUGUCACAAGACCAGCUGUGGUCAUCAGCGAACGUUGUGUACAAGUGUAUGUGUGUGUGUUACAGUGUAGGUGUGGAGGUGUUUGUGCGCGCGCUUGUAUUACUUUGUGCAAUGCGGUUAUGUGUGUAUCUGCUAUUUAUCGCUUAUACUUGACACAGAACGGUGGUAGCUGUAUAGUACUUCAAGAAAAACACGCGGAUUGAACUGGACUGAUGUGGGCAUCUGUAUGGCACCAGCAGCCUGUCUGUGCACGUGUUCAAAGCGGUCUUCAUGUGCAUAAUCUGUUAUGUUCUUUGAACUUCCUAAUUUACUAGGUCUCGUUCAUGGCAGGUACUGUUCGUCAGCCACCAGCCUAUCUUGCCAAUACGACACACUAGAAAAUCUCAGAAUGAAAACAAAACAGCAAUACAGAAGAAAAUAACAGUUCAAAUGUCGUACGAUUCUUUGACAAGAAGAUCGGAACAUCAUAUUUUUGUAAUAUCCUAACGAAGGCAAUCAAAACCUCAUUUUAUAGCAGUGCAAAUACUUUGAUCUUCUGUUUGUGCUGGCGUAAGACGCUCAGCAAAGGAUGUCAUUAAUCUAUGGGCUAAAGCCCUUUGCUUGGCAGAUGGACAAGCACUAACUCUCGUUACACCCACAGUAAGGGGCAGAUCCAAACCAGAAAGCCAAGUAGCCAACAAACUCCAUGAAAAGAUAAACCGUAAAAAUGUGGUUAUUGAAGACUGAACAGAACGUUCCCAGGGUUCCUUUGUCUUUAAACAAGAACGAACGUUCUAGGUGGCACCAUCUACACAGCUUUUAUUGUGCAUCUGCAAAGGCUGAAAUUCCCCUCCAGCCGACAUUACUGUCGUAUAGAAAUCUGAGGCCUCCCUUCUCAAUGUCAUGGCAAACGCAAGCACAAACACGCACAAACACACACACACGAUCACCACCUCCACCACCACCCAUUUCCGAACGAAGAGACCGCUGGAGAUAGAAAAGCAUCUUCCCACUCCAUCCCGCCCCCACACACCCUACCCUCCUCGAAAAAGUGAAGAAAAAAAGAAGUCUCAAAAACACGACACAGAGCAGAGGGAGAGAGAGACCCGGGCAGAAGACAGAGUGGGCGUUUUGUGUGUGCGGAAGAAAAUGAAUUGGGUUUCCGGAAUUUAUUGUGGCUUCCCAUGUUACUGCUGGGCGUUGACAUGGAAAGGGGGCGUGUGAACUGACAGGAAAUGGACACCAGCAGAGCUGCGCGCGGCGCUUGGCAUCGCCAGAAAAAGACCGACAACCGCAGAGUCACAUUACUGGCCCAAGCAUGAAAUAGGAUUUACAAACGUGUUUGUCAGUUGAGGAGGAUGGAUGCUGUCCAAGUUGGGGAAAAAUGUUUAGCCAUUGCUAAAGUGGGGACAAAACGCACGCGUGCUCAAGAGAAGGAGAGAAAGCUUUGAUGUGUGGAGACAGUGGGUGGUGUGCAUGCGUUUGUGCUUGUGUGUGGUGUGCUUGUGUGUGUGC